This is a messenger RNA of Vollenhovia emeryi, 2065 nucleotides long. Its product is annotated as serine proteinase stubble-like. Gene Ontology annotation, molecular function: serine-type endopeptidase activity. Gene Ontology annotation, biological process: proteolysis. The record is from RefSeq and is a predicted model, not a curated record. NCBI's taxonomy places the organism in Eukaryota, Metazoa, Arthropoda, Insecta, Hymenoptera, Formicidae. The coding region runs from base 373 to 1818 and encodes 481 amino acids. The transcript is spliced from 6 exons.
ACCAUAUGGAAUAGUGCUCUUCUUUAAAGUAAUCGAUUAAAAGACUAAUUAGUGAUUAAAGUGACUCCUCCCAAACACGUCAAUUCUGUUGUACAAUUCGCGGUCGGGAAUUGUGUAUAUUUAAAUAAUUACUCGUUUACCGUGCAGAGUUGAUGUUUCUUUGAACAAAAAUCAGAUUUCAAAUAACGUAACAACUUGUGUGACUAACUCAUAACCUCCUUCUUUAUUCUGCGCUCAGUUACGCGCCGCCUACACAACCUCUCGGCCUCCCGCUCAACGAUACCAGCGCCCUCUCCUUAACGGAGCCUUGACUACUUAUCUAUCAUAUAUGUAAUACUACAUUUUGUUAGUUUUGUAGCACAGCUUCACAAGAUGGCUAAGAUUUUCAUCUUGAUCGCGUUGCUGUUGCACCUAUUUUGUACUACGAUAUAUGGUACAAUUUCGUGCUUGGAAUACUUCACAUACGUUAUCGAGCCGAAGACACGCAAUGUAAUAGGACAGAUCGCAAUCCCAUUUCCGCCAGAAAAUAAUGGAUUUCAUUUAGAAGUAGCCUUAAAUACUACCGCUGAUUUGGCGAAAGGGAUCUUUCGAUUAGAAUUGGCACGAUCGAUAAAAGAUUCCGUUCAAGCUGUUCAACAAGGGAAACCUUUGUUGUAUCAUGUUUAUUUGCCCGUGGACGUAAAUCUCCCGAUAGUAUCCGCAAUAUGGUUUAACAGUCAACAAUACUGUCUAGUUCCUGAAACAUCAAGCGAAAAUACCAAAGCUACUAUAGAGUUGGAACAUAUUGUGUAUCCGCCAAACGAAGAGCCUUUGCAGAAUUUCCAGCCACGGCAUCGAAAUUCGACAAACUAUAGCAUAGACAACUCGACUUACGACCAUCUCAAUAAUUUGAGGCAUUCUAAACGCACUGUUUCCACCCCUUUUAAUGAGAUUGCCAAGAACACAUUGUUGAAUCCAACCCUGGGUCAUUCAAUCCAAAAACGCAACACCGAUAACAUUAGCAAUAAUAAUAACGAAUGCGGUAUCACCAGCUACUACAAUGACAACAUAAACAGUCGGAUCUCAAACGGUGAUAACGUAUUACCAGGCCAAUGGCCGUGGAUGGUGGCACUCUACCUCUUGAUACCAGACGAACAAGUGAACCAGUUUAAGUGUACUGGUACCGUUUUAACAACGACCCAUAUCAUAACAGUGGCGCAUUGCUUGAAGUGGCAUUUUUACGGUAACGCUACUAUAGACCCCGAUUAUUUGUAUGUAGCCUUCGGAUAUUUCGAUUCAGAUCUGUGGUUUGAUAGGGGAACAAUUAAUCGCGGAGUCGCAAGUUAUAAGCUUCAUCCCGACGAGCAGUGGCGUAACGCCGAUUCCGAUCUGGCGAUCGUGACUCUCAAGACGCCCGUCGAGUAUAACCCUUUUAUCAAGCCUAUUUGCCUGUGGUCCGGUUCAACUAAUCUUGACGAUAUUAUCGGUAAGACAAGCUAUAUCGUGGGAUGGGGCAAAGACAAAUUAGGCAAGCGCAACACCGGGGAAGCACGGAUGGUAAGGCUGCCGAUAGUGAGUGAGGAGGUCUGUCACAGGAGUCAUUUGACUAUUGAAACUAUUACCUCGAAUCGUACUUUCUGCGCGGGUUUUCAAUACUCGUGGAAUCCUUGCAACGCUGACAGCGGAAGCGGGGUGAUGUUCUUCAACGCUACCACGGGCCGUUAUCAGUUGCGCGGCAUUGUUUCGCGAUCAGUAGGUGAAUUGUGUUCCGGGGAAUACCUCGUCAGUGUCGAUGUGGCCAAAUAUUUACCCUGGAUUCGAGAACAGAUCUCCACAUAACGUUAGUUCCUCGUUGCAGAACGUAAAAUAUGAUACUUGACGAGCUUAUUGCAUAAGAUUUAUCCGAAGCCACAAGUAGUUAUACAACAGAAGUAAGAAUUAAAGUUAUAAGUUUGAUCUUUGACGUUUUACGGCAAUUCUUAAUAUAAUACAUUUAUUACAACUGCAAAAUAAAAUGUAUAAGUGGACAUAAAUGUAUCUCAGACAGUUUAUCGACUUAUUAACAAUAAAAAAUCGUGUCAUGACA